Parastagonospora nodorum SN15 is the source of this 219-nucleotide messenger RNA. RefSeq lists its product as hypothetical. The record is from RefSeq and is a predicted model, not a curated record. Lineage: Eukaryota; Fungi; Ascomycota; Dothideomycetes; Pleosporales; Phaeosphaeriaceae. The transcript has 2 exons. The coding region runs from base 1 to 219 and encodes 72 amino acids.
AUGAAGCUCAUCAUUGCUACUCUUCUGGCUCUCACCGCCCUCGCCGCUGCGGACAUCAGCUGCGACCUGUGCAAGAACCACUACCAGUACUGCCUUGACAAUGGAGUGGUUCCUGGUAUCGACAAGGAGGCCCAGAUCUGUGCCGAGCAUGUCUGCUUCCAGAACCCCGAGGUGAGUGGAUAUGUAUCCCGCAUAUGGUCUCCUAGAGCUGAUAUGUGA